Molecule: messenger RNA, 303 nt
Organism: Trichomonas vaginalis G3
Lineage: Eukaryota; Parabasalia; Trichomonadida; Trichomonadidae
Product: protein of unknown function, DUF4108 family
Exons: 1
Source: RefSeq, a predicted model, not a curated record
UGGAACAUCGAACCAGUUAAGUUUGCUAUUGUGACUAAAAAUGGUGCGAAAUUUGAAGACUUAGACAUAGAAGGUUUGUUAGCAGUCAAAGAAAAUUUUGACAGAAGGUUCUCAAACCUUAAAGAAGGCAAAGCAUACAAACUUGUUAUACCUUAUGAACCAAAGAAAGCAGACGACUAUGAAUAUUAUGAGUCUAAGAUAGUUGAAGUUCAAGGUAAGUUGGGUAAAAAGAUUUUAGAGUCUAAGCCAGUGUUUGCUCCUAAAGAGGAAGAGAACAUUGACAUUGACCCAGAAAUGUUCUAA